CUCCGGGCCCUCCUCUAUUGCUGGGUCUCGGGCGGCACUAGAGGGCGGCAGGACCCGGCUUCGGGCUCAGUCUGAGCGGCGGCAGUGGGCGGCAGGUUCGGAGCCGCGAUCGUCCCGGAGAAACAAAGAGAGCCGCCCCGGGGGCAAGGAGGGAGGUUACGGGAUCAGAGAGAUCCCAGGCGAUAGCCGUCCCUUCCGAGACACACCGGCUCUAUCAGUACCGAGUGAUGCCGGGCUCGCCGCUUCGGAGCUGGGACCUCGGGAAGCAGUGAACCGCGGGGACUGGGAAAAGGCGGCGGCGGGGAUUGUCCCGGGGCCCGGGAAGGAAAAGGGGACUGUUGUCCCGGGGCCCAAGGCUCGGAUCCCUGCACUCCCGGUGAAUGGGGAUCGGUAGCGAUGAGCUCCGCUGAGCAGACGGUCACUUGGCUGAUUACACUCGGGGUCCUGGAUUCCCCCAAGAAAACAGUGUCGGACCCCGAGGCUUUCCUACAGAGCUCCCUGAGGGACGGGGUGGUCUUGUGUCGCCUCCUGGAGCGCCUGGUGCCUGGAUCUAUCGACAGGAUACAUCAGGACCCCAAAUCCGAAGCAGAAUGUCUGAGCAACAUCAAAGAGUUUUUGAAAGGCUGUGGGGCGCUUCGCGUGGAGACUUUUGAUGCCAAUGACCUUUAUCAAGGACAAAACUUCAGCAAGAUUCUUAGUUCGCUAGUGGCUUUGAACAAAGUAACUGCAGACAUUGGUGUUGGAAGUGACUCAGUAUGUGCCCGCCACCAAUCCCAUCAUAUCAAGUCAGUUGAUUCCUUGGCUGGAUCACAUUUAUCACUUGGAAGAACGUCUAAAAACCUUCCGGGAAAGUACCGAAGUUUGGACAUGACUGAUAACAGCAACCAUCACAUGAUUGUGAAAGCAAAAUUCAACUUUUAUCAGACCAAUGAGGAUGAACUCUGCUUUACCAAGGGCGACGUUAUCCAUGUGACCAGAAUUGAGGAAGGGGGCUGGUGGGAGGGGACAUUAAAUGGCAAAAAUGGUUGGUUCCCCAGCAAUUACGUGAGGGAAAUAAAGCCUAAUGAGAAACCGGUCUCGCCAAAGUCAGCAACUCUGAAAAGUUCUCAAAAAGGAUUUGAAACUCCACCAAUUAGCAAAAGUUACUACAAUGUGGUGCUGCAGAAUAUUCUGGAAAUAGAAUGCGAUUAUGCAGAGGAGCUAACGAUACUUCUGUCAACCUUCUUGCGACCUCUGCAAGCCAGUGAUAAGUUAAGUUCCACUGACAUGGGAUAUUUGAUGGGCAACUUGGAAGAUAUUUGUUCUUUCCAACAAAUCCUAGUUCAGUCUCUAGAAGAAUGCACCAAGUUGCCAGAGUCCCAGCAGAGGGUUGGAGGAUGUUUUGGGAACUUAAUGUCCCAAAUGAAAAGCCUUUAUCUUGCAUACUGUGCCAACCACCCCUGGGCUGUGCAUGUCCUCACAGAGUACAGUGAGGAGUUGGGAGAAUUUAUGGAAAUGAAAGGAGCAACCAGCCCUGGGAUUCUUAUGCUAACCACCAGCCUCAGCAAACCUUUCAUGAGGCUAGACAAAUACCCAACGUUGCUUAAAGAGCUGGAGCGCCAUAUGGAGGAAUAUCACCCAGACUGGCCUGACAUUCAGAGGUCCAUGACUGCUUUCAAAAAUCUCUCAUCCCAGUGUCAGGAGGUGCGGAAGAAGAAGGAGCUGGAACUGCAGAUCUUGACAGAAACAGUUCAUGGUUGGGAAGGUGAAGAUAUUAAAUCUCUGGGGAAUGUUAUCUACAUGUCGCAGGUCACUGUGCAGUGUGGAAAUGAGGACAAGUGCGAGAGGUAUUUCCUCUUGUUCCCUCAUGUCCUGCUUAUGCUAUCUGCCAGUCCCAGGAUGAGUGCUUUUAUUUAUCAGGGAAAGUUGCCAUUAACAGGAUUGAUCGUCAGCAGGCUAGAUGAUAGCGAUACUGACAAGAACACCUUUGAAAUUACUGGAAGUAUGAUUGAACGGAUUUUGGUGACUUGUUCCAGUCAUCAGGAUUUGCAAGAAUGGGUGGAUCAUCUUCAGAAACAAACGAAAACACUCAGUGUGGGAAUUCCUGUGGUCAGACAGCAGUCUGUCCCAUGCCAUACACUUCCACUACAUCCUGUGACACCCAUCAAUAAGCAUUCUGAUGGCUACCCAAUAUCUGUGACUCCUUCAUAUCAUACCCUUCCACACCCUUCCUUACAUGGGACAUCUCACAGCUCGCUGACCUGGGGACCCUUAGAACCACCCAAAAUGCCAAAGCCUUGGAGUCUGAGCUGCCUCCGCCCAGCAGCCCCGCUGAAACCAUCAGCUGCUCUGUGUUAUAAGGAGGACCUCAGCAAGAGUCCUAAAACCAUGAAGAAACUGCUUCCCAAGCGGAAACCAGAAAGGAAAGCAUCUGAUGAAGAAUUUGCAUUGAGGAAAAGCACAGCAGCUCUUGAAGAGGACACACAGAUCUUAAAAGUUAUUGAAGCAUACUGCACUAGUGCCAAAACUCGCCAAACUCUGAACUCAACAUGGCAAGGCACUGAUUUGAUGCAUAAUCAUGUUUUGAGUGACGAUGACCUAUCAAGCCUGGACUCCCCAGCUCGUCGCAGCAGCCUCUCCCGCUUGGAGCCUGCUGAUCUGUCUGAAGACUCUGACUAUGACAGUAUCUGGCUGGCCCACAGUUACCGAAUGGGAUCAGCAACACCAUAUCGUAAAGAAUCUGCUCCCCAGGUUCUGUUACCAGAAGAAGAGAAAAUAAUUGUUGAAGAAACCAACAGCAAUGGGCAAACGAUCAUCGAAGAAAAGAGCCUCGUGGACACUGUUUAUGCAUUGAAGGAUGAGGUGCUGGAGUUAAAGCAGGAAAAUAAGAAGAUGAGACGUUCCCUGGAUGACGAACAGCGAGCUCGUAAGGAGUUAGAGAAACUGGUCAGAAAAGUUCUGAAGAAUAUGAAUGAUUUCUCUUGGGAUGAGACCAAUUUAUAGUGAACCUGUAACUUUGCCUGCAAGAGGUGGGACACAAACAGCAGGCUGGAAAUGUCUGUUGCUGACAAUUUUCAAAUGAGCACUUAACAUGUUCCUCCACCAUUGACGUGUUCACUGUUUUAUCAAAAUCUGGUAAAUUUUAAAUAAGUCCACCAUCCAUAAAACAGCAGACUGGAGAUUGCCAUACACAAGUGUUAUGCUUGUGAGUAUUACAAGCUGUAAUCUCCAUGCUGUGCUAGGCUGUAGGUUACCUGGAGGGUGGCUGUGGAAUCUAGCCCAGCUGAUUCGCUCCUUGCCCAAUUUUUCCGUCCUUGGAUGCCCUGAAAGUCUUUUACGGCAGAAUCACCAGACGGAAACAAUACGGCACUGGAAAUGUGGCACUUGCUAAAAUAACUUCAUCUACAAUUGUAAUCAAUAGGAAAAUGAUUAUCAGGGAUUUUGACUUGUCUUUCGAUUUAAUGUCAGCAAUUUGAGGUCAGAGUUGGAUGAGAGAGGACCAAUUUUUGCACUGGACAUUGCAUUUUGGGUCUGCAAACAGAAUUGUGUGGACGCUGGGCAAUUUCAGUGGCUAGUUUUUGUUUUAACCUUUUAAGCCUUCUAACGAAUUCGCUUUGAUGAAAUGUUCACAGUUUGUUUUGAAAUUCCUUCUAUGACUGAGGCUCAAUGAAAACAAUAUCUGCAAAUCUGUGUGUUGUGAACAAUGUAUUGUGCAUGUGAAGCUCAGUGCAUUCUUGUGUUGAGGUGAGAAAGUUGUAGGCUAAGUCUUUUUCUUACAGAUUUAAUCACAGUGCUGCAGCCUGGACUCUGAAUCUAGGGCAUCAUGGUAAUGCUUUGAAAAUCUCUGCUCUCACCCGAAGCCUCUCUGGAAGAAACCAGAAACCAAGGAAGAAGCAUUGAAAGAGCACUCCUAGCUGUAAUAUUUUGGAUGAUUCAGGCAAGCUCCCCUGUUCUAAUCCCCUCCAGCAAGAUGUUAUAUUAGGACCUCUACUGAUCUUGAACAACCGACAUAAGAUGUAGUAAAGGAUGAAAGGGCAUUCAGACAGCUGGGAGCUCAAGCUGUGUUAGACUUCUGACUCAUAUGGCUCUGUCUCGUACAAUAUUUAAAAAAAAAUUGUUUUGCCAUGUAACAUUUUCCUGAACCAGUGAGAAUGAUGGUUAGUAUCAUUCUCCAACCCAGCAAUGCACAUCCAUUAGAACAGCUGAUAGGACUAGUUAAGAGAUUUCCACCCACAUGCACAUUGCUCACUGUAGAAGCACAAACAAGCUGUUCUGUUUAAAACCUUGAUAAUAAAAUGUGAGGCUGGAUGAA
Messenger RNA from Stegostoma tigrinum, 4291 nucleotides. Its product is annotated as rho guanine nucleotide exchange factor 7-like. NCBI's taxonomy places the organism in Eukaryota, Metazoa, Chordata, Chondrichthyes, Orectolobiformes, Stegostomatidae. The transcript is spliced from 22 exons. The record is from RefSeq and is a predicted model, not a curated record. The coding region runs from base 397 to 2982 and encodes 861 amino acids. Gene Ontology annotation, biological process: intracellular signal transduction. Gene Ontology annotation, molecular function: guanyl-nucleotide exchange factor activity; protein binding.